Rubroshorea leprosula is the source of this 929-nucleotide messenger RNA. The record is from the annotation of a GenBank genome assembly. NCBI's taxonomy places the organism in Eukaryota, Viridiplantae, Streptophyta, Magnoliopsida, Malvales, Dipterocarpaceae.
GUUUCUCUGUCAAACCAUUUCCGCCACAUAUUUUCUCUUUCUGCCAUGAGAUUCAAGUGAAUCCAUUCGGGCUUGCAGCAUUUUUUGUGAAGCCUCUUGUUUAAUUACUCUUACUGUUGAUAUUGUUAAUGUGUACAGAAAUAGAUAGAUAUAUCCAAAAACAUGUGUUCUCCAUUCUGCGGAAUGAAUCAACUAAUGCUUCACCUUCACAACUCUCCAUCUAUGAAUUUAAACACCACAACCGAGAAGGAUGCUGUUCAAUGGGAUAUCUGGCUUCAUUUCAUUGCUCAUCUUGUUGCUUACAUUGCAGUCUUGGUAUUGAUCCUGAUAGCAAUAUUGAUGAUUUUAAAGUAUGUUUUGGAAAUUGACAUUGAUGACAACAACGAGGAUGAGAGGAGGCCUACAGAGACUAGUCCGUUGCGCAGUAUACAUAAUGUAGCAGCUGCUUUGGCACAUAGAACACGUGAAGAUCAUGAUCAUCAAGAUUUAGAAUCAGGAAAUUGUGAAAGUGAUGAUGAGUUGUAUGAGAGAAAGUUAUGUGUAAUCUGCUACGACAAGCAGCGAAAUUGCUUCUUCGUUCCCUGUGGCCAUUGUGCUACUUGCUGUGAGUGCGCUGAGAGGAUUUUCAAUGGAGAAAACAAGAAUUGUCCAGUUUGCCGGAGAUUGAUUGGCAAAGUGGGAAGACUGCCGGCUCCAUAGCAGCCUUGGAAUUUUGUUUUUUGUUUUUAUUUUUUUAUUAUUAUUAUUAUUAUUAUUUUUUUUUUUGAGAGAAUCUUCUUUUUGUCAAAGAUGAAUUUUUAAGAGGAGUGGAGUAGGAUAAUGGUGGAAUCUGGAUCACAAGCAAGUUGAACAAAUUCAUUUAUUUCAUGUACCUCUACUAGUUUAGUACUGUUUUUUUUUUCUAAUGCUCCGCAGGGGUAAGGUGCAAA